AUGUGGGUCCCGCGUGGGUUCCUAGCAUAUAUUGUGAAAAUCUCACACAUGCAUGUGAGAGAGGUAUGGUUGAGCUAUAUGGUGAAAAACAAUGACGAUGGAAGGCGAUGGACAACCAUCGCCAUCUACCUUGACGGGUGCCAAGAGUUCCUAGGCUACGGAGACGACCACCGAUCCGAGGUGGCUUUCUAUUGUUCCAAAUGCGGCUGCAACCGCAACUUCCAUCGCAAGGAAGAAAUCACUAUCCUAGCUGAACCCGCAAUUGUCAAAAUGGUUCGCGAUUUGGCAGCCGCUCGUCCUCCUCCUCACUGCAGUGCUCCUUCUCCACCACCAAGGCAAGUCCCCAUUCCCGAGGAGCACUUCCUCGGGAAUGGAGAGGCGGAGCAGGAGGAGACCAGCAAACCGAAGAGAGAGAGGACUAAGUUCACGGAACCGCAGAAAGAGGCGAUGAGAGGGUACGCGGAAAGGCUGGGGUGGAGAUUGCGGGGACACAACGAACAUCAACUUUUUCAGUUUUGUUUGGAAAUUGGGAUUAUGCUGACGAAUUUCAAGCGUUGGAUGAGGAACAAUAAGAGAAAGUACUACGCGAAAGUUGAGGAGAGCUCGGCCAGCUGCUGA
Molecule: messenger RNA, 618 nt
Organism: Rhododendron vialii
Lineage: Eukaryota; Viridiplantae; Streptophyta; Magnoliopsida; Ericales; Ericaceae
Product: zinc-finger homeodomain protein 2-like
Exons: 3
Coding region: 1-618 (205 amino acids)
Biological process (GO): regulation of developmental process; regulation of DNA-templated transcription
Cellular component (GO): nucleus
Molecular function (GO): DNA-binding transcription factor activity; transcription cis-regulatory region binding
Source: RefSeq, a predicted model, not a curated record